Messenger RNA from Argentina anserina (silverweed cinquefoil), 1872 nucleotides. Its product is annotated as nuclear transcription factor Y subunit A-4-like. NCBI's taxonomy places the organism in Eukaryota, Viridiplantae, Streptophyta, Magnoliopsida, Rosales, Rosaceae. The transcript is spliced from 6 exons. Gene Ontology annotation, biological process: regulation of transcription by RNA polymerase II. Gene Ontology annotation, molecular function: DNA binding; DNA-binding transcription factor activity, RNA polymerase II-specific. The coding region runs from base 604 to 1614 and encodes 336 amino acids. Gene Ontology annotation, cellular component: CCAAT-binding factor complex. The record is from RefSeq and is a predicted model, not a curated record.
UUUGUGUAAAUUUGGUUGGCUUUUGCUGGUUUGGUUGUGGAUGGUGGAUUUGAAGGUCCAUGCUUUAUGUGGGUUUGAUUCUGUUUCAUGUUUUGUGGUUGCAUGUGGUUUUUGAGAUCAUGAUCAUGGUGAUUGUGAUGAUUAUGAUGAUUUGGUUUUGGUAAAGUUGUGAACUGUUGUUGGUUUCUGGCCUUUUUGCUGUUUUGGGUGUGCUGCGUUGUCCUUGUUUUUUGGUGAAGGGUGUUCCUUCUAGCACAUUUUAAUUUUCUUUUGGCGAGUUUCGGGCUUUUCUUUUGGUUGUUCUUGUUUUGAACUGUUGCUCUGCUUGUGUUUCUGGGUGUUGAAGAUAAUACUUUGUGGGAUUGAGUGAGUAGUGGGAUGAGUGACUUGUUUGUUGUAGCUGAAAUAAGAAGGCUUCGUUUUGUUUUGGUUAUGUAACUGGGAUUGGUCUCCAAUUCUCAAGUCUCCCGUUGACUUGUUGCUAGUUAGUCUUGCAUUGAUCUGAUCCUGUUUUCCAUGAAAUCUUUGAUUUGAUUUAGGCCUACUGAUGUUGCAUGUAAUGGAAAGAUCUCUCUUUACCUGUACUUUAACAAAUUUUACAGGAUGGACACAUUGUUAGAGUUAGCAAUACCAACCCAGAACUUGGAAAAGAGGAUUUUCAAUCACAGUUCCAUCCAGUCAAUGCCCCUUAAUACUAAUUGCAUGUCGUGGAAGCCAAAUGAACAACAAGUUUCACCACCUUUAUCGAAGGAUGUGAGCUUCAAAAUGGAACUUCCACCACGACUUCAUCAUGAUGCAAAGCAUUUAGGCCUUCAACUACAAGGUGACCCUGGAUCAGGCACGGCACAGUCAGUUGGUCAAGCUCAAGGUCAAUGCCUUUCAUCUGAAUCUGGUGAGGAUGAUGCACGUGGCAAGGGUGUCGAAGGAACAAUGAAGCCUGCUUUCUUGAGUAAUACAGAUCUCAUGGCACAUCCUUCUCAAGUUGGUUACAGCAAUGUAGUGACUCAGUACCAUCCUUAUGCUGAUCCUUACUACGGUGGCUUCUUAGCUGCGUAUGGACCACAGGCUAUUACCCCUAUGGUUGGGAUGGCACCUCUGCGAGUUCCAUUGCCUCUCGAUCUUCAAGAAGACGGACCCAUAUAUGUCAAUGCGAAACAAUACCAUGGAAUCCUCCGCAGGAGACAAUCACGUGCAAAGCUGGAGGCUCAGAACAAACUUCUAAAAGCUCGAAAGCCAUAUCUUCAUGAGUCUCGGCAUCAACAUGCACUGAACAGGGUAAGAGGUUCUGGUGGACGUUUUCUCAGCAAAAAAGAGCUCCAACAGUACGAUCAGAACACAAACUGUAGCUCCAAUGAACAUGGCUCAGGUUCUAUCAACUUGCAUCAGAGAGAGGAUACACCAGAGAGAGAAAGUUAUCACUCGGAAAGCAGUGAUCUAGUCACUUCUGUUGCUAGUCACUCGGGCAUAACAAGUGUUUCCGGUACCAAUGGUAUGUUUCGGCUGCCAGACCACAGGUUCUCAGGUGGCAUGUCUCCCCACAUGAGUGGAGCCAUGCAAUUCAGUGGGAGGCAUAUGGGCGGUGGAAACCAGCACUGUACGUCUGUUGUCCGAUGAGAGGUGUGCACAAAUUGUGACCUACUCACCGGUUUGGCAAUUCAUCCUUGGCUUUGUCACUUUGACAUUCUACAUUUCUCUCGUGGAAGUGGCAUGUUAUAGAUCCUGUAAUGUAAGGGGGGUCUUAGUAUUGCGUCUUUUUAUCAUGAAAUCCUGAAACUACAGCACAUGGGAUUUCUGUUUUAAUUAUAGAUCUGUGUAUCUGAUCAAAACAAGUUUGGUUAUUACUAGUCAGAUUCUGGUACUGUUCUCAUCACA